CACAAUGGAGGUCUACCAUCCUAAACCACUGCCAUAGGUCGUUCGUUUAUUCUCCUCGUGUUCGGUCAAGUAUGGACAUAGCAAGAUGUGUGGCGAGUCAGCCAUUUUGCAUCAGGGUUCACUGCCUUUUCUCUAAUCGUAGAACCGGUGUUUUAACAUUUGGUCCGGUUGAACCGUAUUUCGAAUGAUACCACCAGACGGAAAGACAUCAGCAAGCUGAUUUGUGUUAUGGAAAUCAUGUAUACAGAAUAACACAGGAGAGGUAAAGGGCCUGAUCAGCCAUUUUUUCGGGCUAGUUCAUACGCAUAAGCUUCACAUAUGAACACAACAAUGCCUCCAAUGAUGUACUUCCGUGGUUUUACGCUGCGCACAUUGUAACCGUUGGCCCCUGUAUUCCAAGAGUCACAGGUGUCUGGUCGUAAAGUCGCCACAUGUAAGUUGCAGAAAUAAACGAAUUCCAACAAGGUAAAUAUUGAGAUGGGCAACAGGUGCAGUGCACGAUUUCUCCAAGGCUUCUAUAUUGUCCUCUGCAUGCAUAUCAGCACGUUGCUUUGGGCGGGCCUCAUCAAAGGUCUGGGGGUGCUGUUACCCACGCUGCGGGACCAAUUUACAGUCUACACCUGGAUGAUUGGCAGUUUGAUUGCGGCCGUGAGUGCGAUGGCAGGUUUUGCAAGUCCCCUCUCUGCGCUUCUGAACGGUAUUUUUGGAACUGGCACUGUGGUCAUAGUGAGCGGUUUCCUCUAUGGAGCGUCUGUAAUGCUGUCGUCCUUCUCAACCAGCAUUCCUCAUAUUGCAUUAACGUUAUGCAUAUUGGCAGGGCCUAGUUUGUUCAGUAUCACUAUACUGACUAGAGCAAUGGCUGGACGUCAUUUCACUACAGGCUACGCCAUCGCUACUGGUAUUGGAACUUCGGGCCACGCUGUUGGAUUGAUGCUCCUUGCGCCCUUGAUUCAAUUACUUUUAGACACCUAUGGCUGGCGAAGUGCCUUGCUACUGCUUGGGGCAAUUAGCUUGCAUCUUGGUGUAUGCGGCUUCCUCCUAAGAAUACCACAACAUCCUGCAGAGGCACGGGAGGAGUACCUGCCCAUUGGCUCCAUUGAACAGGAAGCGUCGCAUGUCAACAAGCCAAGAAGCUCCGAUGCUAAGAAAAACUCGCCACUCCGCAGCUUGAAGAACGUCAUUAUAGAUGUGAAGAAUCUACUGGGAUGUGCAGUUUGUCGCCGCGCCGAGUUUUGGAUCGGGUUUCUUGUUUUUGGAUGUGAUUCAUUUGCGAUAGAUAUGUGGGUGUUGUACUUCGUCGCUUAUGCCGAGUCAAAAGGUUUUUCUGGAUACGAAGCCGUAAUGUUCACUUUCGCCGGAGGAAUGGGAAACAUGGUCUUAAAGAUCAUCAUUGGCCUGAUUUUGGACUUUGGGUUAUUGAAAGUGCGGCUGGGUCUCCUUGUGACGAUCAUUACAAGUUCCCUUUGUUUACUGACACUUCCCUGGAUGAAUACAUACUGGAUGAUGAUGAUCAAUGCCUUUCUCUAUAACGGCCUCAACGGUAUGAUAAGACUCUUGAGUGACAUUUAUACCCGUGAACUCUUGGGAGCUGAAGAUUUAGUUGCCGCUUUCAGCUGGAUGGGAGUUUUCAAGGCAGCUGUCAUUCUUGCGUUCGGAUUUUAUCCAGGCUUGAUGUUUGACAAACUCGGAAGCUACGACCUGGCGUUUAUCAUCUUGGGGUGUGUAGCAUGUCUGCCGUUGGUGUCGCUGUUUGCGGAAGUCCUGUUAAAUCGACGGAAGGCACGAUCCCUUUAAAUGUCAAGUGCGUGUGCUUGAUACAACUUCGUCUAUAAGACAUGCCGCCAGUUAUUCAAAAUAAGAGUAAGAAGGAAGUGGGGAAGCAACAUGUAUCGUUCUUUUCCUCGAUGCCAGUGAAUGUUGCUGCAGAAUGUGUACGAACUUUCUCAGGUUUGUUUAUACAUAAUAAUGAAGAUUGUGUUAAUUAAGAUAGUGUGGACACGCCCUGUGACGUACGCAGGAUGGACAGAACGAGGUGCUCGGUACACGUAGCAACCUGGAUGGUUUGUGUAUGAUCAAUACCAGCACGUAAGUGGGCGGAGCUUGCUCUUGGCUCUGCAAGUGUCUGCGAACCUGUAAUGGCAUGAGUAGGCCUACUCUUGCGGUGGCGUGAGUUGCUAGAGGACACAGUGUAUGCUAAUAUAGGCCUAUGUUAGGCGCAGGCGGAGUGUCUUCAUGUAGCAGUACACUUCUGGGUGCAUUGCAGUAGGUUAUUACCGGACUCGAAUCGAGUCCAUUCAAAACUGUAUUUAAAAUUCAGAAAUCUCAGUGGAAAAACUGUCCCACAUCUGUUGUCCAUAAUUCUUGGAUUACGAACCAUCAUUUUAGGGUCUAGGGUAACGGCAGGCAUGUGUAAAAAGCGCACCGCGCAACCGAUGCGACAGAGUUGCCUUUGUACUGCAACGUAAAAACGUUUUUCGUGAAGGAUUGUUUUGCUUGCAGUUACUUUUCUUUUUGUGACUUGUGCCAAUCAUCAUUGCACAACGGAUUGAGAGUUACAGUGACACCAUAAAACUCCUUCAUACAUAUUAGUCGAUACUUCGUUAUUGAUCAUUUUUUAAAUCUGUUAAUAUUGUAUGUUCGGACUAAAUUCGGUUCGCAAAAAGUUUGUUCAUCAUUUUGGAAUCAUUGGGGAAAAAAUGGACAUGCUAGAAUUGGCAUAAAGUUUUUGUGCACCCGACUAAAUGAAAUCGCGCAAAGAAACAGGCAAAGUUGACUGGUGUCCUGUCCGCCAUUUUAUACACGUUCAUAGCUACAUGUAGUGUACAUGUACGUGCUGUGCACAUGAACGCAUCACGUUUAGUCAUUUGCCUCACGCGUCUUGCCCUCACUGUCAGUUCAUGAAAAUAAUUUCCUGUCACAGAUAAUCCAUUUUGACUUGACAAGCCAUCAAGAAGCGGUAGCCGGCCUUCAAAAGGCAAAAUGCAAAUUCCGUGGUACGGUGUGCAUAGAGAAGUUGGGACCAGCUUUGUGCGACACCUUAGGGGGAAGUAUCCUUCAAAAUAAGCACUGUACAGUCUAGAGAUAGGGCGCCGGUCAACUCGGUCCGAAUCAGUUCUGAAAUAUUGGAAACAAAAAUUUAAAUUUUCUGUAUUUUCCAAUAAUAGCCAAUAACCAGGCCUUCGAGACCAAACUGACAAAAGCAGCAUCACUCAAAUACAUUUAAAUGAUGCAUUAUUGUAUGGUCUGCCAAAGUUGCAGACGAUGAUGGACUUGCAACAAUGCCAACUGGGUAAGGUUUGGGGUUUGUAGUACACAAUUUACUUUAACGACGAAACGCAGACUACUUCUUAUGUCUUGGGUUAAAUUAAAAAAUAAUUGUAGUACAAUGUAUGUUGUUAACCUGUUACUUUUUAGUGGAAAAUAUAUACCAUAUUAUGCACUAAACUAAAGGAGAACCGGUAUAAAUCGAACUAGAAUAUAUUAUAAAAUUGCAAGUGCUAGUGUUUGAAAUAUGCAUUAUUGCACCAAGUAAUUGCAUGCUAAGAAUUGUUUAUGAAAUAAUUUAUGAAGUCAUAUCUUAAAAGAAGAAAAAUUUCUUUCCAAGUACACAAAUGUUUAGAUCAAAUUAAUAUUCUUGGCUUUUAUGUCUCGAAUCCUUUUAAUCUGUAAUUGACGGUCUUUAGAUUCAUUUAAUCGUUUUAUCCGAUGUAAUUUCGUUAUAUUCAUUUACGUUUGGUUUACAUCUGCUGUAUCGUUUGUAGGUAAUGACAUUAAAACACUUAGGGGAACUUUUCAAACAUCAGCGUCAUUUAUUAAUAACGAAUAAGGUCAAGGGUUUGUUACAAAUAACCGCAGGCCCAAUCUUGAAGAUGUCUAUUUACUUCUGCAAUGGCAAAUGUAUGGUGAUUAGGGAGAUCACUUCUGCCUUUCGUUGGUUGUUGAGGCUUAUUAUUAUUAUCACAAUACGGAAAGUUUCGUGUGUGUGUGCCGUACGUAUAUCGUAAACCUUGAGACUAAACGCCAAACCUUAA
This is a messenger RNA of Acanthaster planci (crown-of-thorns starfish), 4031 nucleotides long. Its product is annotated as monocarboxylate transporter 12-like. The record is from RefSeq and is a predicted model, not a curated record. Gene Ontology annotation, molecular function: monocarboxylic acid transmembrane transporter activity. Lineage: Eukaryota; Metazoa; Echinodermata; Asteroidea; Valvatida; Acanthasteridae. Gene Ontology annotation, biological process: transmembrane transport.